GUAACAACACCGAGUAAAGGGCUGCUGGAAGUAGGAAGGGUAAUUUUCUGAAAGGACUUUGAGACCGACGGAUGGCGGUUCGGUGAGGCUGUAGCUGCAUGUCAGACUUGGACACGUGGGCUCCGCUUACUCUGUAUCUCUUGAUAUUCACGUAAAUACAGGCGCAGAGCAAAGGGCAACAUGUCGGAGUCGAACAGCGUGUCUGUACAGCAGAUGCUUGACAGGAGUUGUUGGGUGUGUUUUGCCACUGACGAGGAUGACCGAACGGCAGAGUGGGUGAGGCCGUGCAGAUGCAGAGGGUCUACUAAGUGGGUGCAUCAGGCAUGUCUCCAGAGAUGGGUCGAUGAAAAGCAAAGAGGAAACAGCACCGCUCGAGUUGCAUGCCCUCAGUGCAAUGCAGAGUAUUUAAUUGUGUUCCCAAAUCUUGGUCCAGUGGUUUAUGUAUUGGAUCUUGCAGAUAGACUGAUAUCUAAAGCCUGUCCUUUUGCUGCUGCAGGGAUCAUGGUGGGGUCAAUCUACUGGACAGCGGUCACUUAUGGUGCAGUCACUGUGAUGCAGGUUGUUGGCCACAAAGAGGGCCUUGAUGUCAUGGAACGGGCUGAUCCCCUUUUCUUGCUGAUUGGCCUGCCUACCAUCCCGGUUGUGUUGAUUUUAGGCAAAAUGAUUCGCUGGGAGGACUAUGUGCUCAGAUUCUGGCGCAAAUACUCCAACAAAUUACAGAUUCUUAAUAGUAUAUUUCCAGGAAUUGGCUGUCCAGUGCCCCGGGUACCAGCUGAAGCCAACCCACUGGCAGAUCAUGUCUCUGCUACACGAAUACUGUGCGGAGCUCUGGUCUUUCCCACUAUUGCUACUAUUGUUGGCAAAUUGAUGUUUAGCACCGUUAAUUCCAACCUGCAAAGGACAAUUCUGGGCGGAAUUGCUUUUGUUGCCAUUAAAGGAGCCUUCAAGGUUUACUUCAAACAGCAACAGUACCUGCGCCAAGCUCACCGGAAAAUCCUCGACAGCCAAGAGCCAGAACCAGAGGAAGUAUAAGGCUUGGAUGAGCCGGCCCAGUUGUCCCGCUCAAUUCACUCUCCCUGCUCCUGGGGGUGUACAAGAAGCUGCUGCCCUGUGACAUGUUCCCUGUAGGAAACGCAACAAAGUCCUUGUGCGGCAGAGAAAAGCCGACAAUCAGCCAAACUCACAAUGUGGUCUCAGCCUCCAAAUGACUUCUAAUAAAAACAGCACUGCGCUUUGGCAAUUUCCCCCCAGCACAAUCACAUACCUGUCUACAUGGUACAUCCCAGACUGCUCCAUCUGUUGUUUUGUUUCUCCACCUAAAUUGCUGCCAAAUUUCUAAACGUAUUCACCGUCCGAGCACCACGCGCUGCUUGUGUUUUUAUUCUUUACAAAUACUACUGUGUGUGCGCAGGAUCCAUAACACAACCUUCAGCUCUUUAUUUUAUUAUUUGUUACUAAAUCGAAAUAAUUAUUAUUAUUAUUAUUAUUACACUGUCCAGUGAUUUGACUCAA
Xenopus laevis (African clawed frog) is the source of this 1512-nucleotide messenger RNA. RefSeq names its product membrane associated ring-CH-type finger 5 L homeolog (gene marchf5.L). The record is from RefSeq and is marked provisional. Lineage: Eukaryota; Metazoa; Chordata; Amphibia; Anura; Pipidae. Gene Ontology annotation, cellular component: endoplasmic reticulum membrane; mitochondrial outer membrane. Gene Ontology annotation, biological process: protein ubiquitination. Gene Ontology annotation, molecular function: ubiquitin protein ligase activity; zinc ion binding.